UCAUCUUAGACGAAAGCUUGCCUAUGACCUCUCCGGUGAAAUCUCCAGCGCCCUCUCCGGUGACCUCUCCGGCGAUUACAUCCAAACCAAGCGAUCCUCUAGAGCCUGAAGAUAUGGAUAUCAUUACAACAUCAGAUACGGAGCGAUAUGCAAUUAUUGAUGACCUUGACCAAUGUGGGGGAACACCAAGCACGGAAGAGCUUUGCAGCGUCGCUCUACCAGUGAAAAGUCUGCCACUAGCGUGCUCAUUUGGGAAAGCCCUUCGUCUAAAUGAUGACCUCAUUAUUGGAUUCAUCGAUCUCCCCAGUUCGUCAGUACUUCAUAAGAUCGCACGACAGCUCGUAGACAUUUGGUGGAAUGGUUUGAAAGAGGGAGAAAUAGAAGAUAAGUUUGAUGAGCUUCUCUCUGAGUUUAACAUCACAGAUGUCAAAACAGGCCUUGAAGAAAUCUCAAAAGCCAUUGGAUCCAAGACAGACCUACUGGACUUGUGUCAUCGCCUGGAUGUUAAACCUUCUGUCGUCUUGAAGAUCAUGAGCACAUUCGUGACCUUCCCGCCUCACAUAAUUGGCCGUAUUGCUCUAAAGAUGCUUAAAGAAUGGGUACACCAGGGAGGGGCUAAAGAGAGGCUUCUUGAAGUUGCUCAGGCUUUCCGUUUCAACGAUGCAGCAGUCAAGAUAGCAGAAGCCAUGAAAUGCCAACCAAGCUAUAUGCCUUUCAUCUCACAUGGCAUCAUUGAUCCUAAGGGUGGAGAACUGACCUUCGAUGAACUUGAUAUUACCGUAUCUAUCCCUGAAGGAGCUAUACCUAAAGGGAUGAGAUCAGUCGUAACUCUUCGUAUCCCAACUCAUGAUACUCCAACGAUUCCUGUACGCGAGGGUGAGGUAGUCAUUACGCCAGUCGUAGAAGGUUCUCUGACACAAGAACUGCUCAAGCCUGCCACGGUGGUAAUAUCACACUGUACCAAUCACCGUGAACUUACAGAGGACUCUUCUGUUAUCUUGUAUACAAGAACUGGACCAGGUACAAAGCUAUCUACAUAUUUUGAUUCUGUCCUCUCGAAAUAA
Molecule: messenger RNA, 1064 nt
Organism: Strongylocentrotus purpuratus (purple sea urchin)
Lineage: Eukaryota; Metazoa; Echinodermata; Echinoidea; Camarodonta; Strongylocentrotidae
Exons: 4
Coding region: 24-1064 (346 amino acids)
Biological process (GO): netrin-activated signaling pathway
Cellular component (GO): membrane
Molecular function (GO): netrin receptor activity
Source: RefSeq, a predicted model, not a curated record